Pocillopora damicornis (cauliflower coral) is the source of this 807-nucleotide messenger RNA. RefSeq lists its product as uncharacterized. Gene Ontology annotation, biological process: negative regulation of MAP kinase activity; negative regulation of Ras protein signal transduction; animal organ development. Gene Ontology annotation, cellular component: membrane; cytosol. NCBI's taxonomy places the organism in Eukaryota, Metazoa, Cnidaria, Anthozoa, Scleractinia, Pocilloporidae. The record is from RefSeq and is a predicted model, not a curated record.
AUGGCCAUACGAAGAUCACUAUCAAUAUCGGAACUAGCAGAUUCGCCUUCAGAUUCAACACACCAUGAGACCGCAAUAAGUGCCCUUGUUAGUAAUUCUGACAGCGAUGACUCUAAGUUAAAAAAAGAGCAGCCAAAGGAAGGAAAGAAAAAAGAUUCUCUUCGAAGAUGCAAAUCCUUUCCGUUUAGCGGACAAAGAAAACAUAGCGAAGAAACUCAGCCAGGUAAGUGGAAGAGCGCUUGGGAAAAAGAGAGAGGAUAUGUUACAGACCUUAUAGCAGAAAACCAACCCGUCAAGAAUCAACCUCAACUCUCCUAUUUUGCCUAUCUUGGUGCCAGAUCCCCACAUUUUGUGCGUUACCAAGCCGUUUCGAGCGAUGCAGAUGUCAUUAUUAACCUUGGGAGAGAUAUCAUCUCUCAAAAUAGGGCCACUGAUCGUACAAAUUCUACGGAAAGAAGGGAAUUCCAGGGUGAAUCUGUUUAUGCUAGCGAGCCGUUAAAACUGGAUAGAACACAACUGAUAGAGUGCUGUACUUGUAUGUGCUGUAUCAAAGCUGUAUUUUAUCAUUGCACCAAGGACGACGAAGAUUCAGGGAGAAACUGGGCCGACGAGCCUUGCUCGUGUGAGGAACCUGGGACCGAUUGUGCGGCUAGAUGGUGCAUCAUGGGAAUCUUUUCUCUAUUCAUUCCUUGUUUGGUCUGUUACCCUGUCAUGAAUAUCUGCUCUGACAUUUCUUUUAAAUCACUGGGUAAGCAGGACAGUAAGGGAAGGAAAGAUUGCCGCUCUUGUCUAUCGAUAGUGAAUUAG